Molecule: messenger RNA, 657 nt
Organism: Monosiga brevicollis MX1
Lineage: Eukaryota; Choanoflagellata; Craspedida; Salpingoecidae
Exons: 5
Coding region: 1-657 (218 amino acids)
Biological process (GO): tRNA threonylcarbamoyladenosine modification; telomere maintenance via recombination
Cellular component (GO): cytosol; EKC/KEOPS complex; nucleus
Source: RefSeq, a predicted model, not a curated record
AUGAACCGAAAAUGUUGGAAUCGGAAGUGUGACAAAUGCUAUACUUUCUCUUACACCAUAAAAGCGCAAGCCUCUCUCUCUCUCUCUCUCUCUCUCUCUCUCUCUCUCAAACUCUCUCUCUCUCUCUCUCUCUCUCUCUCUCUCUCUCUCUCUCUCUCUCUCUCUCUCUCUCUCUCUCUCUCUCACUCUCUCACUGUCUCGGCGCACCUCCGCUGGUGCUUUGCGGACGACCUCGUGGACGGCAUGCCCGUGUGCAUCGGCCUCUUUGAACACGUGAAGAAUGCGAGUGAUCUGCGUGCCAGGCUCAUGGCCGGGCAAUUGGAAGCUGCGUGUCUUUCUCCGGCCUGCUUGGUCAGCGUGCACCAGUUGCGACUGGCCAUUCUAUCGGCCUACAAUGCCAGCCUUGAUCAGAAAAUGAAGACAAAGACGGUCCAAGCGGAAAUGAUGUACGCCCUCAUCCCCAAUAAGCAGCUCAAGCAAGCCUUUGCCUCCUUUGGCAUUGAGGACGACGCGACGACCAUGGUUGUGGUUGUGCUGGGAGAUGCGACAAAGUGGGCCAGUGUUGUGGCUGAUAUUGAUGGCGUUCUGCAGGAUCUCGAGCUCCUCAAUACCCACACAGAUACGGCUGCCGUCCGCAAGGUAGACCCCUGCUUGUGA